AUGCGUCCUGUCUUUCUCGGAACGUCCCUUUCGCUCCUUUACGCAGUCAGCGUAUCUGCUGUCCCUCACUCUAGCAGUGUCAGGACUUCUCCUUCAGAACCCUCUGCAACUCCUGUCUUUAAGGUAAAGAACCUGGCCGUAUCGGCAGACGCUGCCGCAUCACCUUGGAAGGAUGCCCAGUGCACUACCGACAUCACCGACGCGACACUGGAUCCCACUGCUCGUUGGAAUGCAGCCAAAGCCGACGAUGCCUUGGAUGAAGCCCUGAAUGCCUGGUCUACCUCUGGUGCUGCCAGUGGCUUGGGAUUCCCUGAGUUCAUUAGCAACUACUUCACUGGUCCUGACAACUGGAACUGUGGAGAUAUCGGCAAUACUCCUUGCUCCACGGUGCUGACCUGUAACCAGGCCGACUAUCCCGCUGGUUACCUGAUUAUGAAUUCUUUCUCCUCGAUCCACCAGCUUCAUCAACAAACUUAUGACGCUCUCGGAGAUGCCCUUAAUGCAAUGCAAAAUGACAUUGGUAGAUUUGCGAGCAUCUUUGCCCCUCAGGUCAAAGACGACUCUGAGAUGAUCAAGUUCAUUAUCGAUGCCAUAGUCUUGGUGGCUAGCGUUGGCAGCUCCUUUGCAUGGAAUAUUGCAUUCAAAGGCCUCGCUAUGGCCUCAUCCAAGUAUUUCUCCAUGGGCAAAGAUGUAACCAACGCAGCGCUCAUUUCCUUUUCCACCGCGAUGGGUAAAGACUCAUUGAAAGCCGCUAAAGAUGCAUUGGGCACCCAGAAUGGCAUUUCCUCCUCUCUUGGUACUUACUUCUCGGCCUGGACUGGCAUGGAGAGCGGAUAUAUCACCUCACUCUUUGGUGGAGCGAGUGAUGAUACUUCAAUUGACUCUCUAAAAACCUUGACUGCCAACGGAUCCAUGCUUCUACUUUCGCCCAAAGUGGAUUUGAGUGGGAUGACUGCCCAGGCGCAAAAGAUCCUUUACGGACAGUUAAUUCCAGCGGCUUGGGCCCAAGCCCCUGACACCCUCUAUCCCCGGAUCCUGCGGAAGGCUGGAGGUUGUUCUACGUCAAUUGACAAACAGAUUCUCAAUCUCAUGGAUAAAGGCACUCUAGUCGGCGGGUAUGUCUGCUACAAUAACGAUGCUUUCUAUGUCAUCAGUGUCUCUACCGCUCAAGCCAUCGAGCCUUUCAAGGCCCUCCCUGGAGGAAACCAUCAAACACUAAAUGGCCAGGACUGGGGCGGUGUCAUUCUGGAAGAUAUCGUCCAGAGCUCGUACCAGGCAUACCAGCUGAAUGGCAACACAAAUGGCUAUGAAAUGCCUGCCUUGUCAAAGAUUAUUGAUGGAUCAGGCACAGAGGGUGAUUUGGUUUUCCAGAAUGGAAUCCGCACCCCGGGAUUCUUCAACCUGCCAAUCUGCGAUAACAUCGGUCAAGCAGUCGUCGCUAUCCAGUCGAAAGAGACACCAAGUGGAAAAUACUGGCCCUGCGAUGCACCGGCAGGAUACAACGCUGCUGGAACUAAUGUGCACGUCAACAACGGAUGCAUCAAUGUGGAUGGAGAGAACAUUUGCAAGUCUCAAACCAAGUACACCAACAUUGCAGACCAAAGUACUGGCGACAUUACCGCGACCAUCUACGCGCAGUUCGAUGGAGACGACAAGACCGACUACAAAGUUACUCCUGGCUGCAAGCUGGAAGCUUCCUGGCCCCGCGCCUAUGGUGACGUCUACUUUGGAGACAAUAACUGCCUGUAUGAUUCGACUGGUACGAAUAUCAACGGUCAGUGUUGCACUGAGAAGACCACGGACUCGGUUCUCAACCCGUACUAUGGAUAUUAG
Molecule: messenger RNA, 1833 nt
Organism: Penicillium samsonianum
Lineage: Eukaryota; Fungi; Ascomycota; Eurotiomycetes; Eurotiales; Aspergillaceae
Exons: 8
Coding region: 1-1833 (610 amino acids)
Source: RefSeq, a predicted model, not a curated record